AUACCAUAGAGUAGUAAAGCUACUGGUUUAGCUUAGCUCGAGAAAAUUUUAUCGCAGUCACAAGCUUGUAUUCACUGAUGUAAGUUAGUGAGAAGAAAUCGGUUGAUAAUAUCCCAGAUUUAGUGACUUAAUAUUUGUGGAAUUAUUAUUUUACAGUACAUUCAUCAUGUCACGAUAUAAAUUAUUAUUUAAAAUAAUUAUUUGUACAUUUUUAACUAUUCAAUCGGGAUUAACGUUGUCUCGAGAUAACUUGUAUCCGUUUACGGGUAGUAAUUUUAAAACAUUGACGACUGAUUCUUCAAUUCAAGUUGAACUUAAAACACCUAUUUCAUUUUAUGAUAAAAUUUAUCACAGCAUUUUCGUAAAUGAAAAUGGGGUAUUGUCAUUUAUACGAUCGAUGCAGAGAUUUUUCAACAUAGCAUUUCCAUUGGAUGAUCCAGUUAUUGCACCUUUGUAUACUCACGUCGACACAAAAGGCUCUGGUAAAAUUUUUUAUGGUGAAACGGACAAUCCUGAAAUUUUGUCACGCGCAGCCAGCAUGGUUCGCUCAGCUUAUAAAAAUAUUACUGAUUUUAUGCCUACUCACGUUUUCUUAACAACCUGGGUUGAUGUUGGUUACUUUAAUGGAAAACACGACAAGGUUAAUACUUAUCAAGUGGCAAUAUCUUCAAAUGGUACCCAUUCAUUUGCUGAAUUACUUUAUCCAAAUGGUGGAAUACAAUGGAUUCAGGGAGAAUCACAUCCAAAUGGUCUUCCAGAUGCCAGAGCUCAAGCUGGAUUUAUGAGUGAAGGAAGAAUGUACACAUUAAAAGGAUCUGGGACAGAUCAAAUUCAAAAUAUCGACAAAUGGUCAAAUAUUAACCGUCCCGGUCAAUGGAUAUUUCAAAUAGGUCCGAUUGCUGACGGAAGAAAUAUUAAAAACCCAGACAACAUUGAAAAAUCAAAUCAACCGAGCGAUCAGACUUGUAUGACUGGAGCAACAACUUGUCACAGUAAAGCCGUCUGCGUUGACUACGAGUAUGGUUAUUGUUGCAAUUGCAAGCCAGGAUACUUUGGUAAUGGAAAAUUCUGUCAGCCUAAUGAUUUGCCACUGAGAGUAAUUGGACGUAUUUCUGGAAAAAUAAACGGAGAAGAAUUUACAGCCCGAGAUCUUCAGUGUUAUGUACAAACUAAAGACGGUAGAACUUAUACAGCUUUGUCGAGAAUACCCGAAAAUAUUGGACAGAAUAUGCAAUUAUUGGGUACACUUGGUGGAAUUAUUGGUUGGCUUUUUGCAAAACCAAUUGGUGAAAUUAAAAAUGGCUAUCAGCUUACUGGUGGCUUAUUUAAUCACUCAGCAGAGUUAAUAUUUGGAAAUACGGGUGACCGUGUAUUGAUAAAAAGUGUUUACAUGGGACUGGAUGUAUUUGGUCAAUUAAAAAUGGAAGCUGAUAUUCAGGGUACAUUGCCUCAAUUACCUCGAGACGCAAAAGUAGAUUACGGUGAUUACGAUGAACUUUACACUCAAAAUCAAAAAGGUACCAUUAGAUCGCACAGCAAUAGAAUUUACAAGUUGGCUGGUGACAAAACAGAGUAUCCAUUUACUUUGGAUCAAUCGAUAAUGUAUCACGAUUGUCCCUAUGAUCCGGAGCAACCUGAUGAAACUACACGGCUUAAAUAUUCCCGUGGAUUAACGACUUAUGAAUCUCGAGAGGGUAUUUUACGUUUUGCAAUAAACACCAAAAUAACAGCCCUGGAGGAACAAGACCCUUGUAUCAGAGGCCGUGAAAGUUGCAGUCAACACAGCUCUUGUGUUGUUGACGGUGAUGAUUUCCGAUGUGUUUGCAAUGCUGGUUAUCAGCAAUUGUAUGAAGAAAAUGGAAGCUCAUCUUGUGUUGAUAUUAAUGAAUGCACUGCUGGUUAUCACGUGUGCUCAUCUGACGCACAGUGUAUUAAUAAUGAGGGUGGACACACUUGUCAAUGUCGUCCUGGAUUUUCAGGCGAUGGAAGAAUCUGUGAAAAAUUAGCGACCUGCCAAGACACACGUUGCGGUGAAUAUGAACAAUGUUCAUUAGUAAAUGAUGUACCAACUUGUUCAUGCGUUCCAGGCUUCAUAAACGAUAGACCUGGUGGUCCUUGUUAUCCAGCUAAUGAUCCUUGUAAUUUGGCAAAUAAUUGCUCACCUCAAGGAGUUUGUACAUACGAUACAGACAAACAAACUCAUAUAUGCAUAUGUUUACCCGGUUACAUUGGUGAUGGAUACAAUUGUUAUGUUCAAUCUCAAGUAACAAGCAUUACCGAAAAACCUAAUUCAACUUCAACGAUGUCUUCUCCACACUGUGAUACCCAAGGAAUGUGUUGGUGUCCGCCCGGGUAUGAAUUCCGUGAUGAUAAUUGUCAUAAAUUAAAUAUACAGCAGAAACCAAAUUCAUCUGAUGAUCUGGUUGCUCAGCCACUUCCAGAAUGCUUGAAGGACAACUGCAUUUGUCCCUGGGGGUAUGAUUACCAACGGCUGGAUGACAGUUGCCUCCCUAGACCAGGAUAUAACUACGAAACGAUGGGUCCCUCAGGAUCCAAAUUAUCAUGUAAUGUUGUCAACACUUGUCAUCCGUACGCUCAAUGUGUAUUUAUAAAAGACACCGAUGAAUACGAGUGCCGCUGUAAUUCCGGAUACGAAGGUGAUGGUAUUGAAUGCGUCAAGACAGAUGUAUCUUGUUUGGAUAUUGAUAUAUGUGACCCUAAUGCAUCUUGUCGACCCGAUGAGCCAAUAGCUAAGUGCGUCUGCAAUCCAGGAUACGAAGGAGAUGGAACAUCGUGCACACUUAUUGAUGAAUGCACCGAUCACUCAGAAUGUGAUACCGACGAGAGAUGUUCAUACAACCCAUCAAAAUCUCGUUAUGAAUGCACUUGCAAUCCAGAAUUUAACAUGGUGAACGGGAGAUGUGUGGCAGCGGAUUGCUCUACCAAUCCUUCGAUGUGCCAUCAAAAUGGACAAUGUAUAAGCCGGGACGGUGGUUAUAAAUGCGUUUGUAUGAAUGGUUUUCACGGUGAUGGAAUUAAUCAAUGUACGGAAGAUCAUAUUGGUUGUAACAUUCUCAAUAACUGCGGAAAUAAUGCAGUUUGCGGUUACAAUCAAACAUCAACUAAUUUUGCAUGUGUCUGCUUGCCUGGAUAUUAUGGCGAUGGAUUCAAUUGUGUACCACAAAUAUCAUGCCUUAAAGAACCAAGUGUAUGUUCACAAGACGCAACAUGCGUUCUUGUUGGUGGCAGUGACUAUGCUUGUGUUUGUAAUCAAGGUUUUGCAGGCGAUGGAUUUAGUUGUAAAUCAAAGCCAAAGUAUCCAGCUAAUUUUUUGCUGGUCAAUCAAGGAAUGGCAACACUUAGAAUUCCGUAUUAUCCGACGCCGGCUAAUCCAGGUAUCCCGAUAAACUUGGCUUACGCUCAAAUGGCAAUAGCCAUUGAUAUUGAUUGUGCUGGUGGUAAUCUUUACACCAGUGAUAUUACUGGUAACAAAAUAACUAAAUUAUCUUACAAUGGGUCGAACGUUGAAACAUUUAUCACCGGUGUUAGUAGUCCAGAAGGUAUUUCUAUUGAUUGGGUAUCACGAAAUAUAUUUUGGACAGAUUCUGGUAAGGGUACCGUUGAAGUUGCUAAUUUAGCUACUAAAAAAAGAAAAGUUAUUAUUUCUGAUGGACUUGUCAAUCCACGAGGAAUUGCCGUUCAUCCUUAUCGAGGAAAAAUAUUUUGGUCCGACUGGAAUCGCGUAAAACCAAAAUUAGAAUGGUCCAAUGAAGACGGUUCCGGAAGGGAAAUAUUUUUAGAUGGCGACAAAGUUCAGUUACCUAAUUCACUGUGUAUUGAUUGGGCGACUGAUGAAUUAUGUUGGACUGAUGCUGGAACAUUUACAAUUAGUUGCACUCCAAUUGACCAAAAGUUGAUACGAACUGUAGCUAAAGAAUUAUCAUAUCCAUUUGGAUUGGCAAUAUCUGAAGAUAAUUACUAUUGGACUGAUUGGAAAACAAACAAAAUAGAAGUAAUAUCAAAAACAACGGGUCUGAAAGAAAAUUCAUUGUCAAUACCACCGGGCGGAAGUGGAAAACUCUAUGGAAUUGUUUCGGUUCCUGAAUCAUGUCCACGAAUAUCAAAUGUCUGCCAAUAUGAAAAUGGAAGAUGUUACAAGGAUCAAUUAUGUUUGCCAGAUGGACAAGGAGGACGAACAUGCGCUUGUGCAGAUGAUACUACUGGACCUUGUACUGAAUCCCGUUAUCCAUCGUAGUUUAUAAUUAAACUAAAUCAAUAUUAAUUUUCUUUUUUAAUAAAUAUUUUAUUGCCUGCGCAUUACAUUAA
Messenger RNA from Cotesia glomerata, 4326 nucleotides. It is a transcript of the gene Ndg, whose product is annotated as nidogen-like. Gene Ontology annotation, biological process: cell-matrix adhesion. Gene Ontology annotation, molecular function: calcium ion binding. The transcript has 19 exons. Lineage: Eukaryota; Metazoa; Arthropoda; Insecta; Hymenoptera; Braconidae. The record is from RefSeq and is a predicted model, not a curated record. The coding region runs from base 167 to 4255 and encodes 1362 amino acids.